This is a messenger RNA of Orcinus orca (killer whale), 15722 nucleotides long. RefSeq lists its product as uncharacterized. Bases 3583 to 5178 code for a protein of 531 amino acids. The record is from RefSeq and is a predicted model, not a curated record. The transcript has 4 exons. NCBI's taxonomy places the organism in Eukaryota, Metazoa, Chordata, Mammalia, Artiodactyla, Delphinidae.
AUGAUGCCGCCGCCCGGGUGCCAGCCUCACUGUCCCUAAGCUUUGAGGCAUUUUAAAAACACGAGAAAUAGACGUACAAUAAAGGAAGGUCCACAGGACACAGGGAAGGGGCAGGUUCUCUUUAAGGAAUCCGGGCUGAGACAUAGACGUACAGUAAAGGAAGGUCCACAGGACACAGGGAAGGGGCAGGUUCUCUUUAAGAGAUCCGGGCUGAGAAAUAGACGUACAGUAAAGGAAGGUCCACAGGACACAGGGAAGGGGCAGGUUCUCCUUAAGGGAUCCGGGUUGACUGAUCAAGAACAUAGCUCUGGGUUUCCUGGCAGCCAAAUCGAAAAGGGAAACGUGGUGGUACCGGGUCCUCAUCUGCUGUUAAUGGGAAACGGCCCAGGAGAGCCAGGCGCUCCCCUUGUGCACAGAGGCUCUUGGACACCGACUUAGGCGGCUCCCGUAGGGUGUGCAGUGCCGUCCUCUGCGGCGUCCCCCCGGCAGAAGGCACAGGGGAGGUGAUGCAUCGCUUGGUGUGGGACCAAGCUCAGGGUGCAGGCGGUUCCUGGGGUCCCUGUGUGGUCAUAGGUGGCACUCUGAUGGCCCCAGGGGUCAAUUGAUGUGGAGGGACUGAGCCUGGUGGCUGCACAAGGGUAGUAGGCUCGCCGGCCGCCUUGUCCGUCCGUGGGCUGAGGAGCAUCUCCCUGAGGGGGCAGGUGGAGCUCCCCCACCUGUUGUGGGGGGCGUCCCGGGCGUCCGUCAGGUCAGCGGCCACGGCACCCCGAGGGAUCAGGAUGGAGCUGGCGGGGCUUUUUCUGAGGUGCGGCCAGGCUCACUGGCCUGUCAAAGCCUCAGCCCCCCGCACCCUGGCCCUCCGAGGAAGCCACCGCCACGGAGCCAGUAGUUGUAAGGUUAUGGCUGAGAAGCAGGUGUUUCCUGUUGGCCUCGCCUGUGGGAUGUGGGGACUCAGCUGCUUCUGCACCCCCAGGAGGUUCGCGUCCACUUUGGGUAAACUGGUGUUGAGUGUGUCCCGUCGGUCCUGUAAGGAUACAGUGACCAGCCAGAGUGUCCCUGCACGGCGGGAAGGAAGCUGGAACGGAGGGGCCUCGGGAAGUUAGACGCCCGAGCCGGGACCCCUGCCCCCAGUGUGCUCUCCCCCACCACGGGUUUGCCCUGCGAGGUGGGUGGCGGCCACGCAACACUGUUGGGUUCUGGACUCACAGAAGAACGUCUCCAGUCAAAGCCCCCGCAGGCCCGGGAGCUGAGACCGCAGCCUGUAUGUCUGUUCUGGAGGGUUCGCUUGUACUUUAGGGCUGAUGCGGUGUGGCAGGGGCCAGCCCUGGAACCAAAGGCAGAUCUGGACCAAGAGCCACCCGCCGGCCCCCAGAGGUUCCCCCUCAAGAGGCUGGGGCACUGCAGCCUUGGGAACAGACUGUCCAGGGACUGACCAACCCACGUGAGCCCAGUCCUCACGUCCAGCCCACCUGCCCCCUCCUGACCCACGAUGCCAGGGGGCCCUUGAUGGACGUCUGCCUGCGGAUGCUUCUCCAAAAAGCCGCACAGCCAGGGAGAAACAGGAUCUAAAGCUUGGCGUGUCUGACAAAGGGUGAGCAGUUAAAAGGUGCUUCAUCCGUAAGAUGGGCUAUGACUGAGCCUUUAGAAGGGAGGAAACGGACACAUCGUGAUGGACCUUGAGGACAUGAUGCUCAGUGAAAUAAACCGUUACAGAAGGACAAAUACUGUGUGAUUCCACUUCUGCGAGGUCCCUGGAGAGACAGAAAUAAGAAAAAUACUUUAAAAAAUGAAACAGGGCUUCCCUGGUGGCGCAGUGGUUGAGAGUCCGCCUGCCGAUGCAGGGGACGCGGGUUCGUGCCCCGGUCUGGGAAGAUCCCACGUGCCGCGGAGCGGCUGGGCCCAUGAGCUAUGGCCGCUGAGCCUGCGCGUCCGGAGCCUGUGCUCCACAACGGGAGAGGCCACAACGGUGAGAGGCCCGCGUACCGCAAAAAAAAAAGAAAGAAACAAAACCAACAAAACCAACUAGAAUGUGAGAUGACUGACCUGUCAGCUCCAACCCAGGGGUCGAUCUGCACACUGGGUAGGGGGGAGGGCUUCUGCCUUUCGGCAGGGGUCGGGGGCAGCCCCAGGGGCCAGGCAGAUGUCCACUGUCCCCAGUUCCUAGUCCCACCUCCCUUGCUGAGGAGCUGAAGAAGCUUUCAGACUGUCUGAGUCCGGCAGGCGGGUCCAGGGGUUGGUUUCGUGGGUCAGACGACAGACGUCAAACUUGGCAAAACGUGCUGUGUUCGUGUCGACAUAAAGCAGGGGGAAGGGAUCGGUUUCCCCAGAGGCCAGGUGCUCUCGGCUCUCCUGGGCCCCAGCUAGCUGGUCCGGCUCUGGCCAUUUCAAGGCGGGGGCAAGGGGAGCCUGAGAAUGGAGGCCUGGGUCCCCUGCCGAGAGAGGGUGGGGCCCAAGCCCUGGACUGGGGGGGACGAGGGUCUCGCUCACACCAGCCCUCUGCCCAGUGCCCCACAGAUGUGCAUCUGGACUGGGGUGACUGCUCCCUGGGGUGGGAGGCGGAGAUGCCCUGGGGCAGGUGACGAGCAGCCCACCGCCUGAGGGCACCGAGCCCCCGCCUGACGUCCCAGGCGCGUCCCCCAGUGAAGCCCCAUCCUCGCCAGAGCCUCGGCCCAGAAACAGGGUUCCCCAACUCCCAACGCCAUGCACGGACACCCCGGGGUCACCGUUGUUCGCAGCUGUGUCUCUGCCCGCCGGCGCCCCGCCCCCUCAGCUGCGUUCGAGCCGCCGAGGCCACCUGUGGGGCCGGGCUGCCCCGAGCAGCAGCGCGUUUGUAUUUUUAUUUAUUUAUUUUUUAAAAGUUUAUUUUAUUUAUUUUUGGCUGCGUUGGGUCUCCGUUGCUGCACGCAGGCUGUCUCUAGUUGCGGCGAGCGGGGGCUACUCUUCGUUGCGGUGCGCGGGCUUCUCAUUGGGUGGCUUCUCUUGUUGGGGAGCACGGGCUCUAGAGCGCAGGCUCAGUAGCUGUGGCGCAUGGACCUAGUUGCUCUCUGGCGUGUGGGAUCUUCCCAGACCAGGGCUCGAACCCGUGUGCCCUGCCUUGGCAGGCGGAUUCUUAACCACUGCGCCAGCAGGGAAGUCCGAGCAGCACAUUUUUAAAUCCUUUUCUGCCAAGAUCUACCCCUUCCAACCCAGCAGGACGGCUUUUUAAAUUUGUUUUUGGCAAAUUAAAAUAACUGCCGUAAACCGUCAACCAACCAACCAGGUUCUUUUGAGAAAACUUAACAUCACCUUUGAAAGUGGUUCAUCUUGUCACCUAUUCUUGUAAGUUAGAAAAUAAGCGCCUUAGUUUCUGGGUCCUGCACCUGGGCCCAGUGGGAUGUCCCGGGAGGUGCCGCGGCCACGGUUCCUGCUCUGGGUCCACGGCAGGGAGCAGGGGUCUUGCGAUGGCGAUGCUAGCAUUUUCCCUCCUUACAGCCGUACCCACCUCAUCCCACCAGGGCCCACUGCCAGAAAGCUGAGUCUCUUCCCACAGCAGCUUUGGGCCAGUUCUGUGGCCUCCGGAACAUUCUGCCCCCACCCUGCAGAAUGAAGCUUGGUACCUUGGCUGUGCCCUGGGUGAGGCGGGCUCCCUGCGCCCCGCGUUCAACGCCAGGUGUUCCAAACCGACAAGAAGAGAAGGACAGUGAACCCUCGCUGCCCUGCCCCCAGCCCCCUCCAGGGAUGUGGGGACCACCCUCCCCUUCCCGGGCCCACUGUGACGUAUCGUGGCCACAGCCCUGCCCUUCACUAUUAGGAAGCUUCCCCUCCCCACACCCCACCCCCUGCCCCAAGAUCUGCGUGCUGACUGGUGCGUCCUGGGUCGUUCCAUGUGAAGCCCCUGGAGGGUCACAGGGUGGCUGGCACUGGAAGCCCUGGGCCUCGCUCUCCCAGCCCACCCUGCUCAGCAGUUCACAUCCCAAGGGUAGCCUCCCCACGUGGUCACUGCGACUUAGCGCGGUCCCAGGCUUUUCAAUUUGCACUCAUCUGACACUCCCCAGUGUCCGCUCUCCAGGAAGGCCCUCUGGUGCCCAGCUGGGAACAGAGGCUUUUCCUGUGUGCCCCGAGCCCUGUGCCUCCCUCUGGUCCAGGCGGCAAGCUCCGAGCUCCAGGAGGGUGGAAGCCACGGCUUGUUUGCCCCCGUCCAGCUCACGGACAAGGUGUUGGGAAGGCAUCGGUGUGAUCUCAGCACCUUGUGCAGAAUCCGCCAGCAUCGCUAGCCUCCUGCCACGUCCCGGGCCCGGCCCUCCACCCACCGCCAGCUGGCCCCUCUGUGCUCUUCCUCGGAGAGGUGACCUCCACGCAGACACAAGGAGCCGGUUCAUGGGGAGGGUCUGGGGGCAGAUGUGGAAGAGGAGUGGGGGGUCAGAGUGGACCAGAGAAGAGGCUUGUGGAGGCGGCCUCCCUGCAAACUCCUACUCAUCCUUCCCACCUGAGCCCCGCCGUCUCCCUCUGGGUGGCUGCUGCCCCUCAACUAGCUUGUCUUCUGCUAAGGGCGUCUCUGUGGUGGCCCCAGGGCUCAGGGGCCUGGCUCCAGGGGCAGAGUGCUGCCUGAGCACGGUGCCCAGGACCCCUGAGAACGGGGUGGGGUCUGCAGGAAACCCGCUGGACCCGGGGCAGGGCCGGGCACGGCACAGAGCAAGCGGGAACGCUGGUCUGAGGCUGGCCUCUGGGUGGACGUCAUCCCGGGGCCCAGCAGCCCCUGCCAUCUGCCUGCAUCCCCAGCUGCAGGUGGGUGGCACCUCUGUGCCUGGCAGGUGUUAUCUGGCGACACUGGCCCUGCUGGGGAACCAGAUGGGGACAGUGUGGAGGGGGAUGCAGGAGGGAGCAGCGGGGAGCUGCGGGGAGGCCUGUGAGGAUCUGCUGCACCCGUGGGGGGGCGCCCUGGAGGGUCUGCAGGGGGCCCAGGUGCAGACAGGCAGCAGCGAUGUCCUAGGGUGUAGGGAUGGAGGGAGGAGGGAACCCAGCUCUGCCCUGUGGUGUAGGGCCUGGGAGAGGCAGAACGGGGUCAGGCCUGGGUGGGGCUCUCAGGCCGGGGUUGGGAUACGCAGCCUGUGGUGGCCACAGCAGAGAGCCCAGUGGGGGGAGCCAUCCGUCCUUCCGUCCUGUCUCCAUCACCUGCCGAGCACCCCAAGCUGGGAGUGACUCAGACCCUCCCCGGCCCUGGGACUUUGUCCCAUAGUCAGGCCAGGCCUCUCAUGGUCAGCGCCCCUGCAGCCUGGGCACCGCACACAGGGCCUGGGCCUGCGGCCGCGUGGUGAAGGCCAGGGCAGGCAUGGUGCCCAGGGUGGCGGCGCUGAGGCCGGGUGGGGGCAGCAGGCGGUACCUCUGCAGGAGGCCUGAGAACAGCAGGAACAGCUGCGACCUGGCUAGGCUCUCCCCGACGCAGACGCGGCAGCCUGCAGGGGACGCAGGGUGCAGGGUGGGUGCCGGAGGCCGUGGCGGGGCGGGGGGAGCCCUGCGGGCUUGGGACCCUGAGCUCUCGAGGCCCCGGGGACCAGGCCGCCGCCCGCGGGGCUGUGGUACCUGCAGAAAAAGGCAGGAAAGCCGCCCGCUUCACGAAGCACCCGUCGGCGUCCAGGAAGUGGCCCGGGUUGAACUGGCGGGGGGGUCUCCCACUGCGUCUUGUCCAGGAGCACGGAGCUCAGGAGGGGCACCACAGGCGUGCCCUGUGAGGGGCGGCAGGUGGGCAGAUGGACGCCCCGUCCACCCAGGCGGCCCCAGGCGGGGAGCACAGGGAGGGGACCCUGAGGGGGGUGGGAAGGCGGGGCGGGGCCUGGCAGGGAUCUGCUGGGGGUUCGUGCUUAGCCCCAGGGGACCCCUGUGGUGUGGCCCCAGGUCUGCUGUGAGGAGCUGUGCGGCCGAGGGCUGCCCCCCGAUGAACCACCCGUCUCCUGCCUCCUAUGGGGAGCCCUGGCAUCAGGCACCUGAGUCCCUGAGACCCCCAGCCCCGUCUGCCAUGAACGAGAGGAACAGGUCCGGGGUGGGGGGCCUGGCCCUCCCACCUUGGGGAGCAGGUAGCCGCCCAGCUGGGUGUCGGAGGCUGUGCACCGCGGCACGUGGGGCAGGAGGGUGAUGAAGCACUGGACCUCAUGCAGCACGGCGUUGGUGUAGGGCAGGGAGCGCUGGUCCUCCAGCCGGGGGGACCGCCCGGGCCCCAGCACUCGGUCCGGAUCCUCCUGCACCCGGCCUGCGGGCAAGAGGGUGGGCGCCAGCGUCCCGGGGAGCCUCUGCCCCUUGGUCCUGGGCCCUGCGGGAACGGGCUCACGGGCUCACCCUGCACGCUCGGGUGCUUGCCCAUCGGGAGGGCGGCCCACUGCAGCGUGGCAGACGUGGUCUCCGUGCCAGCCAUGUCCAUGUCCAGGGCACAGGCCACCACGUUGGCCUCGGCAAACAGGCCCUCGGGGUCUUUCUCCUGCAGAGGUGGGUGGGGCUGGGCUCAGCUGGAGGCUGGCUCCAUGGACGCCCCCCCAGCCCCAGGCUCAAAAAAGGCAUAGAAGACAGAGGCCUGGCGGGAAGGAUAGCGCCAGGAUCCACCGAGCACCUACGGCAUUCUGGGUUCACCGCGGCCUUACGACCGCCCCAUUUCACAGAUGGGGAGACUGAGGCUUAGAGAGGCUCCGCACCAGGAGGUGGAACAGUAUGGCGUGGGUCCAGCAUGGCUCCCUCCCCAGCCCCUCUCUUCCUGGGGGGGGCCCCAGCAGGCCCCCCACCAGGAGGUGGAGCAGUAUGGCGUGGGGCCAGCAUGGCUGCCUCCCCAGCCCCUCUCCUCCUGGGUGGGGCCCCGGCAGGCCCCCCAGGUCUCCUGGGUGGUGGGGUGGGUUUUGCCCACACCUGGCCCUGCUGGAUCAGGGCGUCCAGGUAGCUCCGCACGGGCCCUCGCCCAGGCGCGGGGGGCCGCCGUGCCUCCAGGAGGUUCCUCAGGAUGGCCCGCACCGCCGCCACCUUCCGCAGGACGGGCCGGUGCAGCUGGAGGAGGGCCCCGAGCCAAGGUGGGACCAGCAGCCCCAGGGGCUCUGAUGAAGUCAUCUACCUGAGUGCAGGAAGGAGGGGCCGCUCGACAGGUAACACCCCUGGGGGUCCGUGCAAGUCACAGCAGGAGCCUGCCAUCACGGCCCCCCCGCUCCCCCACCCACCAAAGCAGGGAAGACGGAGAAGGGCGAGGGCUGCUGCUGUGGAAGUAACUUUGAAUGUGCUGGGUCAUUAGAAAAACGGGGACUUGCAAACUUCAGAGUUUCAGCUCACGACGUCGUGAAACGGGGCUCACGGCACAGCCUGUCUGACACGGCUGUCAACCGCCCUCUGACUACACUCGCACCACUGUGUCCCCCAGAAUACGAGCCGUCACACGGGGCACAGGCACAGGAGGCCACGGAACAUUCUGUGUCCCUGGAGCCCCCGACCCUCUGGCCUCCAUCCUCCUGGGGCUCCCUGGCAGGACUCGGCCAGGCUACUCUCGGGCGGAGGCCACAUCUUCCUGCCCGUCCGAGCCUCCUCCAGCCGCAAGGGAUGACUUAGAAUCAGGACCCAAGCCACGAGUGCCCGCCCCACGCCCACGGGCUCGGGUCCUGGAGAGACGGGGCUGAAAAGUACACGUGAGCCACGUGCCAGCAUACGUGCGUACCCCGCCUCAACGUGCGUGCCUGAGCACGUUAUGGUUAAAACUGGUAACGGGGGCUACAGAUGACAACAGUUACCUUCUGGAAAAUGAAAUGGCGCAGCCCUGGGGGUUCUGAAAGCCAGGACAGAUCCCUGGGAUUCCUGAGCCUGAGGGAGGACCCCCGGUUCAAGGGCUGGGGGCCUGGGGGACAUCGAGCCCCAUAUCCAGGGAAGAAAUGCCCGGGUCCCACCCGCACCUCUGAGCAGAUGCCUCUAUUGCUGACGGAAGGUGUGGAGGAGGCAGCGAGGACCCCUGCCCCUCGUUUCCCAGGAGCACGGGGGACUGGCCUGGGGUCGCGUGGUCAGUGGAAGCGCGCCUGGGGCCUGCUGUGCUGCUUCCCGAGGCGGCAGCUUGGCUCUCCCUGCCCCCACCCAGCAAGCGGGGAGCAGCGACCUCUCACCUGCAGGCCGGGCGUCUCCAAGAGGACCAUGACCUCGUCGAUGAGGCCCAGCAGGGACACGAACACGGGAUCCCAGUAGUCGAACCGCUGGCCAAAGAGGAGCAUGAAGGUGAUGUUGGAGGGAGUCCAGCCGAGCAGGGCCAGCGGGAAGGGCCGGCCUGGGGGCGGAGCGAGGCCUCAGAGCUGAGGGGCCCCUGGGAAAGGGGCGCGCUGGCCCCCACUCACCUCCGUAGCUGUCCAGCUGCGCCGUGAGGCACCUCAGCUCCUGCAGGACCUUGUCGGCCAUGGGCGCCCUCCCCACGCCCAGGCCGCGGAGGGUGCGCACGGUGAGCUGGCGGGCGGCCCUCCAGCGCUCCCCGGAGGAGAAGAAGACGCCUGCGGGCCGGACACCCCCGUGAGCGGCCCGGGUGAUGCAGGACGGAGCAACGGGGGGCUGACCGACGGGGCAGGGGCCUGGCUGGGGCCUCCCUCCCUCCCCCAAGUCUGGCCCCUGGAGCUGGCCUCGGCUGGCCCAGCCCUUUCUGGUGUUCCCUGGUCCCCGGUGCGCCCAGCUUGCCGCGUGGACACCCUGGCGCUCCCCCUGGGCCACACUGGGAGCGCUACCCCAGCUGCCGCAGGUAGGGGGACCGACCCUUCUCCUUGGCCCCUCUCUGCCUGGCGGAAGCCCCCUCACCCCGCCACACACCUACCCCCACCUCCCUGGAUGAGCUGGAAGAUGGCGAUGGGGGGCCGGCCGGCCAGCUCCUGUCCGGUGCCCACCAGGGCCUCCCUCACCGCCUCGUAGCCGGUCAGCACCGUCGUCUUCUGGCGCCCCAGGUGGACAGCGAACACCGGCCCGUACUGUUCCGCGAGCUGUGGGGACAGGCAGGGAUCAGCCUGCGGCCCCACCCCCAGCUCCCCUGGGAGCCCCUCAGGCCCCGCCCACCAUAUGUGGAGGACUCAGGGAGGCCCCUGGGUCUCUCUGUGGGCCCCUCCCUUCUGUCCUCCCGGCACCCCUGCCUGGGACGGGAGGGCUGUUGUCUCCCCACUUUACAGAUGGGGAAGCAGGCCUGGGGAUGGGAAGUGAGUUGCUGUGGAUCACACAGAUGCAGCAGGGCCCGCCACUCCUGCCCACUGCCCGCUCUGCCACCGGCGUGCAGACAGCGGCCUCCAGGGCCCGGCACUGGGCACAGGGCCUGAGAACCCUGGUGCCUGCAGGCUGACUUCGCGGGUCAUCGUGGCUCCCCACCCACCUGCAGGGCCUGGGGGCCACGAGGCAGCCUCGUGGUUGGGUCCUGGAGGCACCCCAGCCAAGUGAUCAUGGGAGCUGGAGCUCAGUGGAGGGGGCGGUGGGCUGGGUGAUCCCCGAGGGCGGGGCCAGGCCUGUGCCUCUGCUUCAGCGGGUCAGCCAGCUCGAGGUGGGCGAGGGUGUUCAGCCUCCAGCCCAGGUGGGAGGAGCCACACCCAGCAGGCGUCCCACGAGGCCGCCCCAAACCUGAUCCUCCUGCAGGCACUCAUCAGAAGCUGCCUUCUCCAGUGAGCCCUCCAGGCCUGCCACUUCUGGCCCCCUGCUCCUUGGUCCGCCCAUCCGUUUCCCUGUGGGGUGGAAUGUCUUUCUCUUCCCCGAGGCGACGCGGGCACUUGGGCCUCCUGUGUCCCCUGGGCACGGACCUCCCACCCCACGGGGGUCCAGGAAAUUGGGGCUGGGGUGCCUUCAGGGCCGGCAGGGGCCCAGGCGCAGAGCCCAGCCGAGCACGUGCCUGCCCUGACCCACCUCCAUCAGCGACUGGUCCUGCCGUGCCACACGCAGCAAAUGUAGGUUCCUGACGAGGGGCAGCGGGCGCGGCCCCGGGGGCCAGCGGGGGGCCGGGGGGGGUGUGGGUGCCGGUGCGGAGGAGCCCCCAGAGCCCCAGGAGCAGCAGGGCCAUGAGGACGGCGGUGGCGAGGCCCCAGCUCCCCUCCCGGCCGCCCUGUGCCUGAUAUGCGUCCCGGGAGCCCCACCCACCCUGGGAGCCCCACCACCCCACCACCCCAAGAAUGUGGAAUGAGCAGUUUGCAGGGGACAGCCAGGCGGCUUAAAGCCACAGGCGUGCGUGGUAUGUUAGGUCGAGUCUGUGGCGGGGGCUGGUGGGGCCGGGGCGUCUGGGGGCUCCGCCUUGCUGGGGAGCGCACAGCAUGGCGGCCAGUCUGCUCCCCACAGGUCUCGGCCCCUGCCCGGUCUCCCCGUCAGAACCAGGGCUCAGGGGCCUUGGGCCCCGUCCUCCCCAGGCUCUGAGCCUCCCCCUGAAGGGCUCCUUGGCCUCUUCCAAACCCACCACCACCUGUGUUCGCCCAGCUCCUCUCCGCCUGGAGCCGGGGGGGACACCAGGAGUGGAGCGGCCCACGAGGUCUGCGCAGCAAACGCCUCGAAUCCUGGGACCUCAGAGGCCCCGGUGGAGAGCUCGCCCGAGUGGCGGUCUGCUCCUUGGUGGCUUUUCGAGCACUGUCACCCAGGCAGGAGGCCCUGGCCGCGCCGGGACGAGGCGGUGGGUCGCUCAGAGGGGCCCACCCCUCAGGCAGGGCUGGGCGAGCCCCCGCCCGUCUGGGCUGCACUGUGGCCUGCUAAACCCUGGUGGCCCAGCUGGGAGGGGAGGAGGUGCUGUUUGGGAAACGAGCUCUGAGGGGUGGGAGGGCUGUUGGCACCUGAAAUGGCUGGGCCUGCUCUGGGCCUCCCCCAACACGAGGCUGCGGGAACCACAUCCGCACCCCUGGGCCCCUCACCCCGGGGCCUGUCUCCUGGGGCACCAUGCGUACCCCUACACAAACCCCAGAGCCAAGGCAGCCUGAGGGCCCUUACCCGCUCUGAGCCCCGAUUUGCACACCUCCCGUGACCGGGUGCUCACUACCUCACAGGCAGACCGUCCAGAUACACAGCCGUGGAGCUGCAGUGAGGGAGGACCCCUCUCUGACUGCUAGGUCUCCGGAUCAUUUGGGCUGAGCGGCAGGCACCAAGGCCCCUACUGGGUGCAUAGGCUGGGGCUCCUGCACGCCCAGGACAGUUCACUUAAUUAGUCCUGUGUGCAUUUACUGAGUGCCUGCGCAUACCAGGCUCAGCCAGGAGCUAGGGCUACAGAAACGGGUGGCGCAGGGAUCCUAAAAGGGCCCUCCCCGUGUGGCAGCGACUUUGCCACGGGAAGUGCCUUGGGUGUCGGAGCUGGAGAGGUGGGUCACUGGAGGAAGAACAUUCUCGCAGAAGAACAGCCUGUGCAGAGCCUGGAGAUCUGAGCUGGAAGGGGCGCUGGGAAGGCCCGGGUCAUGGCCACGGGAGCUCCGCCCGGGUGACCGAGCGGGAAGGACACUCGUGGUGGGAGGGCAGUAUGGCCGAGGCGCUGGAGACGGACGCAGGGUCCCUGUGGGGGGCCUCGAGGAGCAGGCGGCCCCCACAGUCGGACGGUGCCGCUGGGGAGGACGUGUCCAGCCCCCGACAGGCUGGCGGGGUCACCCGGAAGCAGGCUCAGCUGGGAGGCAUCCCGUCCAGUGCGGGGUGCGCAGCGGGGGAAGGUCACGGGCGGGGCGGAGCAGGGGGGUCGGCAGUGAGGCCCCAGGACGUGAGUGCGUCGGGUCCCAGGGAAGUGAUUCGGUGGAAGAUGGACUGGGGCUGCUGGUGUCGUCCUCCAACUACAGGGCAGGAGAUUAUCCUGGGGGAACCACAGGGGCCCCGGGGAGGAGGGAGGCCAGCGGGGCGGGGAGCUGGCUCGAGCCUCUGGAACCCAGUGGGGGGCUGGGGGAGGACUUGUGUUUUUAGGCUUCAAGAGUGAGUAUCCGAGAGACAGAGGCCACAGCCGAUAUCUAUGACCUGUGACCUAGCCUUGGGGUCACCCUUGGAGGAGGGGAGCCAAGACAAACUCCUAGAAAGAGCUGCUGCGCCCACCCGCCCCCCUCGCCCCCCUCGCCCCCGCCCAGCCCUCGGAAAGGGUCCUGCCAGCCUCCCAGCGACCUGUGUCACAGGCUCCGCCUGCGUGAGGUCCAGGGGCCGCAGCAAACUGGGCGUUUGGACAGCAGGAAAGUGUCCUCAGCUGCGUGGUGGGUGUGGGCAGGGCUGGUUCCUCGGGGCGAGGCGGGGUGCUCGUCUCCCAGCUCCAGAGGGCUGCUGGCGCCCCUCGGCCGGCCCUGAUCCAGGAUGGCCUCAUCUGGAGACCCUUCCCUUUGUGACACCGGCCCAGGCCGGGCGGGUACAUCUCUUGUGGGGCCACCAGUGAAGCCACUACAACCUCCCACACAGACUCUGAUGAAUGUAGGUAUUAGUUGGGAUAUUUGUCUAUUCCAGCAGGUGAUAGACACACACCAGCAAAGAAUCCGGAAGUCCAGCAAGUCCCUCAGCAAGGUGAGCACCCUCCCCGAUGUACCACUUCCUCGUGCAUCCUUCAGAGAUGCACCCUGUCGUGUACACGCUUUUUUUUUUACAAGUUUAUUCAUGUACGGUAAACGGCGCAUGUAAAAAUAUACGAUUGAAUGAGCUGAGAUGCGUAGACACCCCGGGACCCUUCGCCACAUUCAGGACAGUGAACAUCUCCAUCAGCCAAAGUCUCUGCAUUUUAUUUUUAUGGUAACGAUGUAGCCAGGACUGAGCGGGGGCCUCCUUCCCACUGUGUAACUGCUGCCUCGUCGGGCUGGGCCUGCCUGUCCGUCAGUCCGUCUCAGGCCCUUACGAACCUCCUGCUAAAAAUGCCUGUGUGGGGCUUCCGUGGUGGCGCAGUGGUUAAGAAUCCACCUGCCAAUGCAGGGGACAUGGGUUCGAACCCUGGGCCAGGAAGAUCCCACAUGCUGUGGAGCAACUAAGCCCAUGUGCCACAGCUACUGAGCCCGCGUGCUACAACUACUGAAGCCCAAGCGCCUGGAGCCCAUGCUCUUCAACAGGAGAAGCCACUGCAAUGAGAAGCCCGCGCACCGCAACGAAGAGCAGGCCCUGCUCGCUGCAACUAGAGAAAAGCCCACACACAGCAACGAAGAUCCAACGCAGCCAAAAGUAAAUAAAUUUAUAAAAAAUAAAAUAAAAAGACCUGUGUGCCCGUCCCUGUGCACAGCUGCCCGGCUGCUGUAAGAUAACUUCCUGGCAGCGCUACCCGAGCCAAGGGUUGCUUCUCGUCAGGUCUGGCAACGUUCCCACCCGGGGAAGCAGCUGCACCCGCGAUGCCCCACACCCCAGGUGAGGCCCCUCCCGCCCCCGCGUCUGCAGGGCCUCAGGAGGAGCCGCCUCCGCCGGGUGUCCCUGGUCUCCGCCGCGCCUUCAUUUCCUGCCCCCCGAUAUCUGACACCAAAUGCUGGGGGGUCUCCUGAGCUCUGCUCCAGGCCAGCCGGUCCCUUUUCUCGGCAACAAGAGUGAUUUUUCAAGCUCGUGACCCCUGAACUUUGAGGUGGCGCCCACACCCUGGAGUCCAGAAGGGCCCCCUGCCUCUGCAUUGCAUCACCUGAACCCAAGGGUUCUGUGCCUGCUGGGACUCUUCAUAGGGAAGAAACCCCAAACUGGCUGGAGCAGGGCACUGGGUCGAAGGGCAUCCCGCCAACAUUCACACCCACCCAGAGCCUCAGAAUAGGACCUUGUUUGGAGGGAGGGUCUUUAGAGAGGUCAUCCUGCCCCUCGCGCAGUGACAGAGGCAGAGGUGCGGGCCACAGCCACAAGCUAAGGAGCGUGGGAGCCCCAGAAGCUGAAAGGGGCAGGAAGGACCCCCCCCUCCGCUGGAGCCGCCAUUGGGAGAUGGCCCUGCGACACCAGCCUCCAGAGCUGACAGGGUGUGAGUUGAUGGUGUUUGCAGCCCCCUAGGCUGUGGUCCUGUUAGGGCAGCCCCAGGAGACCGUGGAAGCAGAGUUCAGAAAAUUACCCCACUCGCAGAAACGAGGCGAAUGGGUGACGUGUGUCCCUUCACGGGGUCACUGUCUAACCAGCCUGCCGGGUGUUGUUCGGCCCGGGAGGGUUGCUUUCUCUGACUUGCCGUUUAUUAUCGACCAGGCCCAGGUGCCACGAAGCUGGAGCUUACCUUGCGGAAAAUAGGAAAAGUGCAGGUGAUUUUCCCCCAUAAACAUGCAGGUGACUUCUGUCUGGCGGAGAAGAUGAGCAAGGUUGUGGCUUUAUUGUCCUGUUAAGACAUUAACCUGACAUCGAUGUUAGACGUUAACUCCUGAGCCCAGCUCAGCAGCCUCGUUCCGGAGCUCCUUCUCUGACUGCACGUGGAUCCGUCAGGGUUUGACGUUCUUCUCUGAACCAGCCUUGCCCUCUAGACUCGUUCACCUUGUUAACGGGUGAGAUAAAAUUCUGACACGUGCUCAGUAUAUAUUUGGCUGAAAGCCUUUUGAAAAUGACACUUAGACAGCAGAAUUUGUUGAAGUGGGAAGAUCAUCUCUUCGUUUCAGGCAAGGGUAGAUCCAGGGAUCAGAUGAUGUUAUUAGGAUUUGGAUGAAUUCUCCUUGCUCUUGGGUCUGCUGGCUGCACUCUGGGGCGAGUCACGGUGGCCAGACGACAGCCGGCCGCCCAGGCUCGCGUCCUCCUAGCCGCAGUCCAGUGUGCAGUUCCACUGGCUCUGUCCUGGUGCUCAGGCAGAAGCCUGGGGAUUGUUCUGGUCAGACCUGAUUGGCCAGGCCCCCCGCUGGCCAGGGGUCGCCAGGCUCCUACUGGGGCUUAGGUCACACCUGGCCUUGACACCCGAGGUUCAGGGUGUUCCCUAGAGGGGUCUGGAGUUGCACACACCUGGCUCCACACUCAGCACUUCCAUCCACUUGUUAGCUGAGGCAGACGGCAUGUUGCAAUGACAGCACCCAGCCCAUAAGUUCUUCAUAUAACUUGCCCUCCGCCCGUGGAGAGCAGGGGCCCUGCCCUUGAAUUUGGGUGGGAGCUUGUGACCACGGCGGAGGCAAUGCUGUGUAACAUUUCUUUUUAAAUAAAUUAAUUUUAUUUAUUUAUUUAUUUAGGCUGCGUUGGGUCUUCCUUGCUGUGCGCACAGGCUUUCUCUAGUUGUGGCGAGCAGGGGCUACUCUUCGUUGCGGUGCGCGGGCUUCUCAUUUCGGUGGCGUCUCUUGACCUCAAGCCAAGGGGCUUGGCCUCUCUGUCUCUACGUGUGACAUGAGGGUAAUAAUACCUGCCCAACUACGCUCAUUCUACAAAAAUAUUUUUUUAUUUUUAUAGAUUGAUCGAUUGGCCGCACCACAUAGCAUGUGGGAUCUGAGUUUCCCUGCCGGGGAUCGAAACUGCGCCCCCUGCAGUGGAAGCGCGGAGUCUUAACCACUGGACCGCCAGCGGAUUCCCUCUUCAAAAAAUAUUAACAGAACAUCUACUGUGUUCUGGGCACUGUUCUCGGCCCCCUGACCCCACACGAAACAGCCCGGCGCGUAAGAGGGGUUCCAAAAACAUUAGCUCCUUCCCCAAUUUUCAGAUCUGUGCACUGCUAAACAUCUCCUACAAAGCAAUAACCGCUUGUCAGGUACAGACAUGUCAGUUAAAAGCUGGCCGUCACCUCCAGGUCACUGGGCCUCUGGUGCUUCACUGGUCCCUCAGGGCCGCCAGACGGAGAGGUAUGGGCAGCCCUGGUGGGGAUGGGCUGUUCCUUUUACUGCUAAGUGGUACGAUCUAGUCAAGUGGAAAAGUGCUACUUGCUGGGUAAUAAAAGCUUCCAUUGUUCA